AUGAAAUCAAUACGAAUUCACAGAGCCAUACUGUCCGCUGUAAGUCCUUACUUCAAAGCAAUAUUUGUAAAUUCAUUGAAGAAGGGAGAGCCAGAAGAAACAGAGAUUUUUGUGGAUGUCCCAAGUUAUUAUAUGAGCUUAAUUCUUGACUAUGCGUACACUGGGUCGUGCACAGUUACCGCCGAAAAUGUCGAAAAUUUGCUACCUUAUGCUGAUCAAUUUGACGUGGUAGGUAUUAUACAGUUAUGCUGUCAGCUGCUGCUACAAGAACUAAGACCACACAACUGUCUUGGAAUAUUUAAAUUUGCGCGAUGCUAUUUCUGCAACGAAUUGGAGAAAAAAGGCAAAUUGUAUAUAAGACAGAACUUUGCUAGGAUACUUAAAGAAUGUAAUGAAUUUAAAUCGUUGUCGUACGAAGAAUUAGAGGACAUAUUGAGAGAUGACGAAUUAAAUGUUCGAAACGAAGAAAUAGUUUUCCAAGCAGUUAAAACGUGGGUAGAACACGAUCUUGAGAAUAGACGGGUCUAUAUUCCUGCUUUGUUAUCGUGUGUCCGCUAUGGUCACAUAAGUUAUAAAUAUUUUAAAUCAAAAAUACUUCAAUGGCAACCAGUAAUAGAAGAUGAGAAAUGUCAAGAAGCACUGUAUCCUGCUGUGGUAUUUCUUACCUUACUGGACUCUAGACCCGGCACUGAGGCGGAUUUAAACGACCCGUUGGCGAGACCUCGAAUACCCUAUGAAAUACUAUUUGCAGUGGGUGGAUGGAGUGCUGGUAGCCCCACCAGCUUUGUUGAAACUUAUGAUACAAGGGCUGACCGAUGGUUUCUCUCAAUUCACAUGGAUUUAACUCCACGGGCAUACCACGGCCUAUGCACGCUUAACAACCUUAUCUACAUGAUCGGUGGAUUCGAUGGGAGUGAUCAUUUCAACACAGUCAGAUGUUAUGACCCCGUGUCAAAUGUAUGGCACGAGCGAGCUUGCAUGUACCAGGCAAGGUGCUACGUUAGCGUUGUGGUUCAUGAUGGUUUAAUAUACGCAUUGGGAGGUUACAACGGCCGGACCAGGAUGGCCUCGGUAGAACGAUAUCAUCCUGAUAAAAAUCAAUGGGAGAUGACAACGCCGAUGAAUAAACAACGCUCGGAUGCAAGUGCCGCUUCGUUAGGCGGUAAAAUCUACAUAGUUGGCGGUUUCAAUGGGCAAGAAGUGUUAAGUUCUGCGGAGAUGUUCGACUCUGAGACGAGACAAUGGAGUUUCAUUAGAUCGAUGCUCAGCCCGCGUUCGGGCGUUAGCCUUAUUGCGUACAGAGACUCGCUGUAUGCGCUUGGCGGUUUUAAUGGAUACAGCAGGUUGAAUACUGGUGAAAGAUUUACUCCCCACCGGGGCGGUGAUUGGCAGGAAAUAACGGAAAUGUUCAGCGCAAGGAGUAACUUCGCAACUGUUCUAUUAGAUGAUAUGAUUUUUGUCAUCGGUGGCUUUAAUGGCUCAACAACAAUUCCCCACGUGGAAUGUUACGACGGUGACACCCUAGAAUGGUACGACGCUGCCCCAAUGAAUUUGAAUCGGUCAGCACUAAGUGCUUGUGUUCUCGCCGGUCUGCCCAAUGCUCGCUCUUUCUCCUAUUUGGCUAAAGCCGUACCAGCAGCUGGAGCUGAUCAGGCUCAUUAUUAG
Messenger RNA from Parnassius apollo (apollo), 1665 nucleotides. Lineage: Eukaryota; Metazoa; Arthropoda; Insecta; Lepidoptera; Papilionidae. The record is from the annotation of a GenBank genome assembly.